GAUGCUCUGAAUCCCCGCCCCGAGUCCUCCUUGACUAUCCAAAAGCACCGCCCGCCGCCGUCGCCGCGACGCCGCCUAGAAAAAAUGGACGCGCUCGUGGUGCGGCGGCUCGGGGACCCCACGCUGGCCCCCGGCGGCGAGGCCUCCCCGUUCGCGCCGGUCACCGGGGACCACCCGGCGCCGGCGCUCGCGUCGCCGACGUCCGUGCGGGUGCGCGUGGCGGCCACCAGCCUCAACUUCGCCACCUACCUGCAGGUACAGGGCAAGUACCAGGAGCGCCCCGCGCUACCGUUCGUCCCGGGCUCCGACUACGCGGGGUUCGUCGACGCCGUCGGCCCCGCCGUGCGGAGGUUCCGCCCCGGGGACCGCGUCUGCGGCCUCGCCGCCGUCGGCUCCUUCGCGGAUCUCAUCGUCGCCGACGAGAAGCAGCUAUUUUCGGUGCCUGAUGGAUGUGACCUUGUUGCUGCUGGAGCAUUGCCUGUUGCAUUUGGUACAUCGCAUUUGGCCCUUGUACACAGAGCUGAACUAAAGGCUGGCCAGGUGCUACUUGUUCUGGGUGCUGCUGGUGGUGUCGGGGCAUCUGCUGUACAAAUAGGAAAAGUUUGUGGUGCUGUUGUUAUUGCAGUUGCUAGGGGAACUGAGAAAUUGCAGUAUCUCAAGACUAUAGGAGCUGACCAUGUAAUUGACUCAAGCAAGGAAAGUAUUAUGGAAAGUGCCAAAUCUUUUUUAAAAGCCAAAGGCCUCAAAGGUGUUGAUGUCUUAUAUGAUCCUGUUGGAGGCAAAUUAACACAAGAUAGCCUAAAACUUCUCAAUUGGGGUGCACAUAUUCUGAUAAUUGGAUUUGCCAGUGGAGAUGUACCAAUUAUUCGAGCAAACAUCGCUCUUGUUAAGAAUUGGACAAUUCAUGGUUUGUACUGGGGAAGCUACUUCACUCAUCGGCCACCUGUACUCAUUGACUCCCUCAAUGAACUCUUUUCAUGGCUUUCAAAGGGGUUGAUAAAAAUCCAGAUUUCCCACACUUACAGGCUCCCUGAGGCACAUCUCGCUUUCGCAGCCCUGAGAGACAGGAAGGCCGUUGGUAAAGUGAUGAUUGUGAUGGGCUCACCAGCAAAAUCAAGACUCUAACGCCCUUCAGGGUUCAUCAGGGUUCUAUUCAAAACCAUACAUCUAUGCACAUGUCAUAUGUAUAGACCAUGACGGUAUUAUUUAAAGCAGCGGUAGUCCCUUUCAAUAAUGUGGUUUACAAGUACUGCUAGCUUGCAAACUACCAGAGACAUGAAUUAUUUUAUGUAUGUAGAUUAGUGGAGAAUAAAUUUGAAAAAUAAAAUAGAGUUAUCUGUAGGUUGGGCCGUCCCCUGUAAUGUCUGGCUUCUGCAAUGUAACCGACACUGUGUACCAAUGCUGCAGGAUGUAUGAGAAGAGAAAAUGUGAGAAAUAUGUGAAGUUAUUAAUUGUAGUAUAAAUUUCAGAAAGCA
Molecule: messenger RNA, 1475 nt
Organism: Oryza sativa Japonica Group (Japanese rice)
Lineage: Eukaryota; Viridiplantae; Streptophyta; Magnoliopsida; Poales; Poaceae
Molecular function (GO): oxidoreductase activity; zinc ion binding
Source: RefSeq, a predicted model, not a curated record